Messenger RNA from Cutaneotrichosporon cavernicola, 1281 nucleotides. RefSeq lists its product as uncharacterized. Bases 1 to 1281 code for a protein of 426 amino acids. The record is from RefSeq and is a predicted model, not a curated record. The transcript has 9 exons. Gene Ontology annotation, cellular component: alpha DNA polymerase:primase complex. Lineage: Eukaryota; Fungi; Basidiomycota; Tremellomycetes; Trichosporonales; Trichosporonaceae. Gene Ontology annotation, biological process: DNA replication, synthesis of primer.
AUGGUUACUACAAUUCAAGAAGAAGCAAUGGCAUACGACCCGUCGUCGCGGCACGUCAUGAGCAUGUUCUACAAGCGCCUGUUCCCGUACAAGCCCUUCUUCAGGUGGCUCAACCAGUCUGAUGCCCCGGGCAAGCUAUGGACGCACCGCGAGUUUGCCUUCACCAUCGAGAACGACGUGUACAUCCGAUACAACUCGUACAACACAGCCUACGACUUCCAGAAGGAUGUUCUGCGCCUCGUGCCCUCGCGUUUCGAGAUCGGGCCGCAGUACUCGCAUCGCCCGCGCGACCGCAAAACGCUCCCCAGUGGUGUCCUACAGCCCCUUCGUCGUGAGCUCGUCUUCGACAUUGACAUGACCGACUACGAUGAGAUUCGCACGUGCUGCACCGACAAGAAGAUCUGCAAGCGUUGCUGGGGUUUCAUCGCCGCCGCCGUCAAAGUGCUCGACAAGGGACUCCGGGAUACGUUUGGGUUCAAGCACCUCCUCUGGGUGUACUCUGGCCGCCGUGGUAUCCAUUGUUGGGUUUCGGAUACACUUGCUGUCGACCUAACGGACGACCAGCGACGCGCACUCGUCACCUUCCUCGAGGUGAUUAAGGGAAGCAAGGAGCAGGCCAAGAAGGUCAACCUACGUGGAGGGCGAGACGAAGUGCCCCUCCAUCCGUUCCUCGCCGAGGCGUUGAAAACGCUCAAGGACAGGUUUAAAAAGCUCUGUUUGACGGACCAGGACGUCCUGAAGACGGAGCGCGGGUGGGAGGCGCUCCUUGCGCUGGCACCGAAUGACCGGGCCACGACGGACAAGCUGCGUCAGAUUUGGGAGAGCGACCCGGACCGCUCGUCGAUGAAGAAGUGGUCGGACGUGGGGGAUCAGGUGAACGCAGAGCGGGAAGCGAAGACUCCAAUGGGUCGCAAAUGGAAUGCGGCGCUCGAAGACAUCAUCCUUCAGUACACGUAUCCGCGCAUCGACGCUGAGGUGUCCAAGCACCGCAACCACUUGCUCAAGGCGCCGUUCUGCGUGCACCCGGGCACGGGGCGGGUGUGUGUUCCCGUCGACCCGGAAAAGGUGGAUGAAUUCGAUCCGGACACGGUACCGACUGUUGGCGAGCUGCUUGCGGAACUCGACCGUGCCUCGCCGAGUGACAGCAACGGGAAGAUGAUCGAGGACUACGACCGGACAUCGCUCAAGCCGUAUGUUGAGAUGCUGGAAAAGCAUGCACGCGCGAUCAUGGAAGAUGUGAAGGGAGCAAGAGGAGCGAAGGAGGAGACGACCGAGUUCUAA